CCCCCACGUCUUCACUUCCCGACCCUUCCAGCUAUUUAUAGCACAGAAGCACAGCCGGCAACUGGGCAAACUGCGGGAUCGUGUUUUCGGAAAGGGGAGAAGGCAGCGAGGCGACAGCCCGGUCGCUCCGUGGUUGUGUGAGAGACUCAGAGAGAGACAGAGAGAGAGAGUCAGAGAGUGUGCGUUUCCUCCGAGACGGUCCGGCGGCGAAGCGAUGGAGGUGACAACGUGCGGCUUAGCGCUGUGUGUCCUGCGUGUGCUGUGUGUGCUGAGCGGCGCGCCCACCGUCACAGGAGGAGCAGGCCAAAGCACCAACGUGCCCCGAACAACCAUCCGAAUAUCGCCCCAAUUUGAAGCAGCGUCCACUGUCGCUAUGUCACCUUCUACCCCUCUCUUGAGAGCAAGCACAAGACCAGGACAAACCACCCUGAAUCAAAGCUCAUCUGACCCUUCCUGGACUACCUCUUUGUACUCCAACAGCUCUCGCACCACCCCACUGCUCUCGGUGCCGGAGGGCAACAGCAGCAGGAGCAACGAUACGCUAACAGUCGCUCCUUACAGCACCCGGCAGCCUGCUCAUUUGAACAACACAGGUACACCACAUCAAGAAUCUACUGCCACCUCAGCUGCCAUGGACACUACGAGAUCUUUUCCUCAGCUCAUUAACUCCACACAUAAGGACAUCAAACAUCCAACCCUUGAUGACUCCAGUACACCCACCCCCUUUACCCACAAGAGCACUGGUGGUACUGAUUCAUCACUGUCUCCUACUCAUCCAAACACUCCAUCCACAACUGCUACUCCUGCAUAUGAGUCAACGGCCAUCAGCCAGCUGAUAUUCACGUCCAGUCCUGCCGAGACCCAUGAAGAAGGUCCUUCUGUGCUUAACGUGGGAGACGAUGUGCUGCUCCACCCCAGAGCACCUCUGGAUCCUCUCCUGGCCGCCCUGCUGUCUGUGUUCAUUGUGAUGGGGGCCAUUGUUUCCCUCUUCCUCUUCCUCAAGUUCCGGCAACACAGCGAGCGGCCUGAGUUCCACCGUCUCCAGGACCUGCCGAUGGAUGACAUGAUGGAAGAUACCCCACUCUCCAGGUACAGCUACUGACCUGAUGCCUGUGAACGUCACCAGAUUCAUGCUUGUCUGCCGACUGACAAGGGCCUCCAUCGUCCGUCUACUGUCAGCGGUGCUUCUGAGUGGACCUUCACUGUAUACAGGCCAGAGUCUCCUCUGCCCUUCAACAACUUUAUUUCUUCUGUACGCUUGUGAAGAUCCCUGGUCAGGUACUGUCUGGAUUUUUUGAACAGCCAAGGCAAACUGCCAUUUAGUAAGGCGGUGGCUGAGGUUCAUUCAUGCCUUGAUCACUUUGAGCGCUGCUCCUCCGAUGAGUCUGCAUCAGUUUGCCAUCUGGUGGCAGUUUGGGAUCCUACCUUUUUCAUGCUGCGCUAAACAAGAGAGCGAGAAGAAAAGUUUCACAGACACUUGCACUGAGCUGGUGAGAAAUGGAGAUAGAAAACUGACUUAUUCCCGAAGGCACAACAUCGGUUAUAGUAAGGUAAUAUUUUAAAAUCUGGUUGGAAUUAUUUAGGAGCAAAGAUCCGAAAGGUGCAGAUGCAAUUUGCGUUGCGCUUCAUUCCGAAAUUGGCUCAUACCGUAUAUCCAGGAUCCUAAAAGAACCCUGUUAACAUAUAAAUAAUCACAGUUUUGUUUGUUAUGUCUCAGGAGGAUGACGUAAGAAUGAAUUUACUCAGAAAGGAAAAGUAGUAUCUUACAUGCAUUUGAAAUUGUGUUGAAAUUGUGCUUCAACGUCAAUCAAAAUUCCCGCGACAGGUCAGUAUGCACGCGAUUGUGUCCGUGCUGUUCCCUGCAAAGUCAGAAGUAUUUUCUUGGAUCCUUGUGAUUUUGAUGUCACUGCCUCGUGUUGAUGGAAGGUCUGAAAGGAAGACUCCACCAGUGAAAAGGUGACAAUACGACUGUAAACUUCACGUUCUCCUCAAUUCCAUUUGUAGGAGUCACUUAAGAAUCUGCAGAACUGUACAGUAGGCAACAACUGCCAGAUAGAUGCAAAUAUUCAUUGAUGGCAGUAACCUUUAAUCUCUUUUGGCUCAUGGUAACCAGUGGAGAGUCCAGGAAGGAAAAGACAGGGGGACUCCCUCUAAGGGCAGUUUAAACCAAUGACAGACGGUAUACUCGAGCUGUGUGGUUUCUGAACGUGGGAAGAAACCGGAGUACCCCGAGAAACAUCGCACAAGCUCCUUAAAGAUGGAACCGGGGCUGGAUUGCAACCACAGCCCCGGAGCUGUGAGGUGAUGGUCCUCCUCGCUGAGCCAACGCUCCUGGCCCAAGUACAGCCAUAGAAAGCAAACAGAGAGCUGUUCUUAAGUUUCCCUCCGGGAGAGCAACUGCUGGACCCUGACUAGUCCUCGGUGCCUGUGGUUUUGCCAUGAAGGAGGACCUCUUGAUGCACUCAGUCUCAGCUAAGAGAUCCUUCUCGUAAACCUGAACGUUGACAGAGUGCUGGUUGUUAGCCGUGGAGGAAAGACUCGUUGACGCUAUGGACAACUCGAGUUAAAGUUGAUUUUUUUUUGCAUUCGCUCACUUGUAACAACACAUGAAUGCUCACAAUACGGUCCGCGUACGUUGCGUUCGUUCGUUUUUUUGAUUCGAAAUUGAAAAACAAAAUGUGAAUUACGAUGCUUCCAUUCAUUUUUUGUUUUAAAAAUGAAAAACAAAUUAUGAAUUAGCUAUGUACACGGACCCAAUACACGACUAUUUAACACUUCAAGACAUAGUCACACAUUUGUUGUCCUGUCUGGAAAGAAACCAUUAAACGGGAAUGAUUUAUUGCAGAUUGGAACAGAAAAAGAGAGUUGCAUUUCUUUUCCUGUAAUCUAUUGUUUCAGACACAGCUUUAAGUGCCAUUUUUUUUAAAGUGUACUGAAAGAAAUGAUUAUUAAAGUUUUCUCUUUUACUUUGGAAGAAAUGAUUGAAGAAUUUUGCGAAUAAGAAAAGAAUGUUGCUAUUAUUAUUUAUAGAGCACGUGCAGUGGAAAUAGCUAGCGGGCACCUUUUGAAGAGUGGUUGAAUUUAUAUAAAGUGUUGGAAAUGGCACUGAGUGAAUUGUUCUUUCAUGCACUUUCCACUUCUACAUUCUGGUAAUUUUGAGGACGUACUGCAACGCUCAAGGCUAUAUCACUGGAAACAGUUCACGAUGUGGCCUGGUGGAAGGCCACAUACUGUAUUUAUAUAUAGGUACUGUAUGUAUAGGUAGUAAUGAAAAAUCUCUCUAGUGAUGAGUCACGCUGAACAGGAUCAGGAAGCUGCAGCAAGUCGGAUAACCGGAUCAAACAAUGACCUUUUUGAACAUAAAUACCACGUAUCCGAUGGGAGCAUCGGUGUUAGACACACGGCGGGUCUGCCAAUGACAUCCGCACCACGGCACUGCAGAUUACUGUGUGUAGCUGUCAGAGGCCUGUUCCCUCCACGGGGGGAGUGUCUGGCUCCAGAUCUGAGGCUCUCCCUGGCAUCACUAAUUGGGAGGGUAUAAUCAGCGAGAUGUCAGAGUGCUGCUGAAAUAUUUAUUAACUCUGGCCGAGCGCUAAUGCCUGUCGACAGCUAGCAGACAGAUCUCGUCUGAGGCCCGUCUCUGUGGGGAGUGCCAUUUUAAAUCAGGUGUCAUGUAUUCAAAUCUGGUUUGUGUCACAGGCCCCGGGACCCACAAACAAAAUUCACAUCACU
Molecule: messenger RNA, 3732 nt
Organism: Scleropages formosus (Asian bonytongue)
Lineage: Eukaryota; Metazoa; Chordata; Actinopteri; Osteoglossiformes; Osteoglossidae
Product: sialomucin core protein 24-like
Exons: 5
Coding region: 215-1102 (295 amino acids)
Source: RefSeq, a predicted model, not a curated record